AUGUGCAAUUAUAGGGAAAAGGGAGACUGGUCCAUACUUGGUCACUUUUUAACAGAGGUCCAGAGUCAUGGGAAGAUGUGGCUCACCGUGGUACCGCUGUUUGACAUCCUGUUGGUGGCGCUGGUGAGUGAUGGCAUGCACAGUGACAAGCAGUCCAAGUUCACCUGCGACCUGAUCUGCAGCAACGUCUGUCACGACACGUUCGCCCCCAUCUCGCACCUGCGUUUCUGGGUCCUCCAGCUCAUGCCGGUUUCCACGCCCUCCAUCUUUCAUACCAUCUAUGUGCAGAACAGGAUCGCCCAGGGUGAAAAGCUGGAGAUGGAGAGGGAGAAGGUCAAGGUUCAACAGCGCAGGGAGAAGGAUCCUUAUAGGUUGGCAUGCCCACUUCAGACCCCACUCCAUGAAGAGAUUCGGGCCCCCCAAGAGGAGCAGGAGUGUGUGAAGGAGGAUUCAGAGAAUGGGAAAGACCCCGCCCACAUUUCCAGAAAGGUGCUGUUGAUCGACGUCAUCCACAUACUUCUGUGAUCCAUCUUGGUGAUCACCAUCCUGGUAGGACAGCACUACUAGUUUGGUUACAAGACCAUCUUUCUCCGCUUCAUAUUCAGCAUCAGCUGAUGCUGCUUCAUCCUCAGCGUCAGAGAGCUGCCGUACCUGUGCUUGGUUCAUGUCGUCCGCGUGCCCUGUUCCAUCUGCCUCAACUGCCUCAACGGACUUCAAGAGCACUUGCCUGUCUGUGUGUCAACCAGGGAGUCCUCCAGAUAAGACUGAGAUGUGCCCUAGCUAUCUCCUUUCAAACCAAAGCUGCGGUGCAGUGCGCCCCCAAGAGGCCCAACAGUGAAGUGGAGGAGAGAAACCAAAAAAGAAAAGAUAUAUGGGCAGAACUGACCAAUGCAGAAAAUCACGUGUGCAAAUUUUAUAUGGGCAGAACUGACCAAUGCAGAAAAUCAUGUGUGCAAAUUUUAUAUGGGCAGAACUGACCAAUGCAGAAAAUCAUGUUUGUAAAUUCAAUAUUCUUUCUAUCUAUCUAUCUAUCUAUCUAUCUAUCUAUCUAUCUAUCUAUCUAUCUAUCUAUCUAUCUAUCUAUCUAUCUAUCUACCUAUCUAUCUAUCUAUCUAUCUAUCUAUCUAUAUUUUAUUUUUUGUUUCAGUAUUUGUUUUUUCUUGAUUGCUUUGGAGCAUUUCUCAAAUGACAAUUAACAUUUGCAAAACAGCAAGUAUAAUCCCCACACCACAAUGUCACUUCUCAUUGCUUCACACAAAUUUCCAAAUGUUUUAAUACAUGUAUGCACAUCGUAUUGCACAAUUAAAUCAUGUGGCACAGUUUUCAUUUGAUUUGGUCUUGUUGGUCAAAAGAGAGUAUGUAGUUUCUCCUUGUAAUAAAUUUUCACCCAAAACUAUAUAUAUAUAUUCAUGUGAUCAUCAUGUAAGCCAGAACACAAUGUAGAACCUUGUAAUAUUGAAAGUAGUCUUUGACAUGAAUAAGUAUGUCUGCAAAUGAUCAGUAAGUGACAAUGAGUAAGUGGGAACUGACUAUCAUUCAGAAUUGUGGAGCUCAGGAGCAUAAUUACACUGACAUUUGGAUGAUCUAAGCACUUUGGCUUUCAUGGCUAAAAUGAUGCUGAUUGUACUUUUCGUUUUGGAGGCACUGACUAAUUCAUUGGUGAAAUUAUCUGCUUUUGAGACAUGAGUUAAUUGCUUCGGGUAAGUUACAGCCUUCUGCAGCUGAACCAUUGUGCGUUUCUGCGUGCACGAACCGAGAAAUGCUUUUGCGGCCAAGAGAAUGUUAAGCAUGUUUAUGAAAUGUGCUAAAGCAAUCGUGAAACACUAUAAAAACUACAAGAGUAACUUUUAACCGGUUUAUCUGGAAACCUACAACUUUAGGUAUGGCAGUCAUGUCUAAAGGUGUAAAAAAUGCAGAAGCACCUGCUGCUAUACCACCUGCCAGUGUUGGAACUUGUUAGUUGACUAGAGGCUGCUGCUUGCAAUUCACCUGUUUUUAGACCAUUUAUAUUUUAACUCCACGUACGACUAUUCUUUAAGGUUCAUAUUAUUUCUGUGUUAGGCCUGUGUAACGUUUUAAGUUAGACUUUGCUUUGGAGUCGGCAAAAGAUGAUGUACAAUGGAAAUGUGGUACCUUUUACUAAAGUCAACAUGAUUCUAAAGAAACUGAGUUUUAUGUCCUGUAGUACAUUAAGUAAUAUUAUUUGAAAAACCUGGGAAGAUCCUAGCUAGUUAUGAAGUAUAUCACCUUUUCACAUAUGAAAUAAGCCGUCCAGAAAAUCACGUCAAAAAUUAUUUCUAUAUUGUUAAUAUGCUGUAAACACUUUGUGGAGAGCGUUUCCUGGAAUAGCAAUGGCAAAAGCAACAUUUACGAAAUGGCAAAAGCUUUUUACGUAAAAGAUCAUAAUUAUGUUUCAUCCCUUUAACUUGAAUAGUUAAAGAAUAAGAUUCUUCUGCACGAUUUAAAUGUUUAAUGAAGCUUGAAUUAAUUAUUUCUGCUAUUGUUGUUUUUUACGUACAAUGAACAUUUGAAAGGGUCCAGCUAAGUUUAUGUUCAGAUAGCACCACAAAGCUCUUCUCUUGUGUCUGAAUAG
Brienomyrus brachyistius is the source of this 2593-nucleotide messenger RNA. Its product is annotated as gap junction gamma-1 protein. Gene Ontology annotation, biological process: cell communication. Gene Ontology annotation, cellular component: connexin complex. The record is from RefSeq and is a predicted model, not a curated record. NCBI's taxonomy places the organism in Eukaryota, Metazoa, Chordata, Actinopteri, Osteoglossiformes, Mormyridae.